Chroicocephalus ridibundus (black-headed gull) is the source of this 2916-nucleotide messenger RNA. It is a transcript of the gene FKBP10, whose product is annotated as FKBP prolyl isomerase 10. Gene Ontology annotation, cellular component: endoplasmic reticulum. Bases 25 to 1737 code for a protein of 570 amino acids. NCBI's taxonomy places the organism in Eukaryota, Metazoa, Chordata, Aves, Charadriiformes, Laridae. The record is from RefSeq and is a predicted model, not a curated record. Gene Ontology annotation, molecular function: calcium ion binding; peptidyl-prolyl cis-trans isomerase activity. The transcript has 10 exons.
GCUCCGCCGCAGGCUCCCAGCGCCAUGGCCCCGGGCAGCACCAUCCUCCUCCUCCUCCUCCUCCUCCUCCUCGGCGUCCCGGCGGCCCCGGCGCUGGGCGACCCCGGCCCCCUGGAAGACGUGGUGAUAGACAGAUACUAUAUCCCCAAAAUCUGCCUGCGGGAGGUCCAGAUGGGGGAUUUCAUUCGCUACCACUACAAUGGCACCUUUAAAGAUGGCAAAAAGUUUGACUCCAGCUACGACCGAGGGGCCACGGUGGCCGGCGUGGUGGGCGUCGGGCGGCUGAUCACCGGCAUGGACCGGGGGCUGCAGGGCAUGUGCGUGAACGAGCGGCGUCACCUCAUCGUUCCACCACACCUGGGCUACGGCAGCAUCGGCGUGGCGGGGCUGAUCCCCCCAGAUGCCACCUUGUACUUCGACGUCGUCAUGCUGGACAUCUGGAACAAGAACGACAAGCUGCAGAUCACCACCCUCUCCAAACCCGAGCACUGCAACCGCACGGUGGAGAACUCGGACUUUGUGCGGUACCACUACAACGGCACGCUGCUGGACGGCACCCCCUUCGACUCCAGCUACAGCAAAGACAGCACCUACGACACCUACGUGGGCACCGGCUGGCUGAUCAAGGGCAUGGACCAGGGGCUGCUGGGCAUGUGUGCCGGGGAGAAGAGGAGCAUCAUCAUCCCCCCGUUCCUCGCCUACGGGGAGAAGGGCUACGGGACCGUGAUCCCACCGCAGGCCUCGCUGGUGUUCAGCGUGCUGCUGAUUGACUUCCACAACCCCAAGGACGGUGUCUUCCUGGAGCACCUGGAGGUGCCGGAGUCCUGCAAGCGCAGGGCUGUGACCGGGGACUUUGUCCGCUACCACUACAACGGCACGCUGAUGGACGGGACGCUCUUCGACUCCAGCUACUCCCGCAAUCACACCUACAACACCUACAUCGGGAAGGGCUACAUCAUCCCCGGCAUGGACCAGGGCCUGCAAGGGGUCUGCGUGGGAGAGAGGCGGCGGGUGGUCGUCCCCCCGCACCUGGCCUAUGGGGAGAACGGAGCAGGGAACAAAAUUCCCGGCUCAGCCGUGCUCAUCUUCGACGUCCACAUCAUCGACUUCCACAACCCCGCGGACCCGGUGGAGAUCGAGACCGUGUACCGGCCCGAGGACUGCAAUGUCACCACCCGCAACAGAGACUUCGUCCGCUACCACUACAACUGCUCCUUGCUGGACGGCACCAAGCUCUUCUCCUCCCACGACUACGAGAAGCCCCAGGAGGUGACUCUGGGGACCAACAAGGUGAUCGAGGGCCUGAACAGUGGCCUUCUCAACAUGUGCGCGGGGGAGAGGCGGGUGCUCAUCAUCCCCCCCCACCUGGGCCACGGGGAGAGCGGAGCCCGGGGGGUGCCCGGCAGCGCCGUGCUGCGCUUCGAGGUGGAGCUGAUCUCCAUGGAGGAGGGGGUUCCUGAGGGCUACCUCUUCAUCUGGCACGGGGACCCGCCGGCGAACCUCUACGAGCAAAUGGACCUGAACAAGGACGGGGAGAUCCCCGCCGACGAGUUCUCCACCUUCAUCAAGACCCAGGUGGCGGAAGGGAAAGGCCGGCUCAUGCCCAGCUCCGACCCGGAGAAAGUCAUCGCUGACAUGUUCCAGAACCAGGACCGCAACCAGGACGGGAAGAUCACCUCCGAGGAGCUGAAGCUGAAGUCGGAUGAGGACCAGGAGAAGAUCCACGAGGAGCUCUGAGGAUCAGACCUCACUUUCCCCCCCGGAGACAGGACUCGUCCCCGCUGCAUCACAGCCGGCUUCCCCCCACCCCGGCUGCCCUGGGAACCUGCCCCUGCCCCUGCCCCUCCCCAGCCCUGCGGGGGGGGUCUAGUUUGGUUUGUUCCCCCCGCCCCUGCUAUUAUUUAACUGAGGUUUUCUUUUGAUGUGUUCCUCCUGAGCAGGAAAACUCGCCACCCCCCAGCUAAUAAACCCAGGCAAGAAGGUGGGAAACACCCACGUUCCUGGGAGUCUUGGUCCCCCCCAGGGACGGCAGCGCCUGCGUUUCCUCCUGCUGCCCGUGCCCUGCGGCUCCCCGGCCCUGCAGACGAUACCUCUGCCGUGCAGCGGGACCGAGGGUGCCAGGGCGAGAUCCUGGAGCCCUGCCCUGCCCCGCGCUGCUGCCAAAACCCCGCUUCGAGCCCCUGCUCUCGGCUCUCCCCGGAGGGGCCGGGGCAGCGGCGUCCCCUCCCCGAGCCCCUUCGUCCUCAGCCAGCGACUGCAGGUUCCGCUCCAGCCCCCUGGGGCAGGCAGGCAGGAGGGGGCUUCCCUCCACUUCUACCGCAGCAUUUUGUAGCUUAGGGUUAGAGUUUGGGUUGGUUUUUUUUGUUUUUGUUUUUGUUUUUUUUUUAUAUACGCAUAUAAAAUUCUUCAGAGAGGAGAAACAGAGAAGCCUUUCGUGCCGGUCCCUGCUGCUGGCCCAGCCUCUGCUCCCCGCUGCCGUCCUCCCCGCAAUGACAGGCCGGAGGGGCCUCAGGUUCCCAGGGCGACAGCCCAGGUGCCCCACAUGGAUCCCCCAUUCCAGAACGCCUGGGACCCCCGAGACAGUGGGGACGGGACCUGGCAAACCCCUUGUCAGCUGGGAGAAGGCAAAGAGAAAGCCUCUCCCACCCAGGCCCUCAGGGAGCAGCAUCAUCCCCAUCCGCAUCCUCCCCGCCAGCCCUCCGUCAUCGAGAAAAAUCAGCCCAAUUUAAUUUUGAUGCCUAAAUGCAGCUAACGAGCUGGGCGCUCUCAGGUUUGCCAGUUGUGACCAGCGCGGCUCCAACACCUCCCACCGGCUCUAAAAGCUUUUGCGCGGUGUGUCUUGCCGAAGGAGAUAAAAGAAAUGCAAGAACCGAACAGUGCGAAGGGUCAGAGCGAACCCCUCAAACGAUGACUUAC